Molecule: messenger RNA, 2228 nt
Organism: Engraulis encrasicolus (European anchovy)
Lineage: Eukaryota; Metazoa; Chordata; Actinopteri; Clupeiformes; Engraulidae
Gene: podxl2
Product: podocalyxin-like 2
Exons: 9
Coding region: 1-2160 (719 amino acids)
Biological process (GO): leukocyte tethering or rolling
Source: RefSeq, a predicted model, not a curated record
AUGCCCGGUGCUCACGCCACCUUCAAACUAUUGAUAGGCUCCCUGUUGUCGCUGCUGGUGCAGGCAGGCAGCUUGAGGGACCUCGACCUGGAGCAGCAUCUGUACCCGGACCUCUCCCACUCAGAGCACCACCCCUACCGACCCUCCUCCUCCUCCUCCUCCUCCUUCUUGACCCCUGAGGACCCGGCCGAGCUGCUCACGGCAGAGCAGCGGUACCUGGAGCAGGAGCGGCAGAGGGGCAGGGACACCUACGUGAGGGACAGGGACCCCCAGAACGUCCCCGGCUUCCUGGACAGCUCCCAGGAGUCUUCGGGCUUCUACAGCGAGGACAGCGAGGAGAACAAGCCGCCUCCUCCGCCUCCGCCGCCGUCGCCGCGGCACUGGGACAGCGGGGAGAACAGGCCGCCACAGCCACAGCCGCCCCCUCAGCUGCCACGGCACUGGGACGUCCAGGAGCACCAGGGGGGCAACGGCACCGACAUGGACACCUCAGAGGACACACUGCUAGAUGAUGGCCACCCCUCUCUCCACCCCAACUCCUCCUCUCCACCCUCCGGCCUCCCUGCUUCCCGCUCCCUCUCCCUCUCCCGCUCCUGGGUGGGGGAGGGUGUGGACAUGGACGCGUGGGAGACGGACGGAGAGUCCAGCGGCACACUGUCCCCAACAGAUGCCGCCCCGGUGGCCCUGUCCCCUGUCACAGACACGUCCGACGAGGGCGGCCCGCUGCUGGGUCACCGCGGGGAGCAGGCCUGGCUGGAGCACCCGGAGUCAGCUGCUGCUGAAGGGGACGCGUCAGAGGAGCAGCAGGGGGGUGAGAUGGAGGCGGAGGAUGGGGACGGGGAUGAGAAUGAGGAUGCGGAGGCUGGUGGGGUGAGGAGAGGUGUAGGUGUGCAUGGCAACAUGCCAGUUCAGAUGCCCACUACAGCUGAGAUGGGACCUGUGCCCACCAGGAGCCCUCUCCAACCAGAGGUCUUCAACCAUGACGACAUGGAGAUGGAGGAGGAGGAGGAGGAGGAAGCAGAGGGGAAGGAGGAGGGAGAUGAAGACCAUGAUGACGACGGCGAUGAUGAUGAUGAUGAUGAUGAUGACGGUGGAAUGAUACACACUCCUAUUGGUGGUGAGGAAGAUGAUGAUGGUGAUGAUGACGAUGGUGAUGAUGAUAACGAUGCAAUGGAGGAGGACAGAGAGGAGGAGAGGGCUGCAGAAGAGAGGGAGUGGCUGGAGAAUCACCCGCCGCACCACAACCACAACCACCACCACACGCCCCUGACCACCGUGCCCUCGUCCUCCGUCAUGCCCGCCGUGGUGUUCACCCAGAUGCCCUGGCAGCACGCGGGCGGUCCCAUGCCAGGUGAUCGGGAUCGGGAUGGGAAGAGGGAACGCGAGCGGGAGAGCGAGCUCAGGCGUGGAGGACUCGACUACAUGACCGACGGAGACCUGCUCAACGCACAGCUGUCACAGGACACAGAGCAGGUGACUUGUGUGGAGUGGAGUGACCUGGCAGGCAAGGGCUACGUCAUCCUCAACAUGACAGACAACUUCGACUGUGAGGAGUUCCGUGUGGAGAGUGGUGAUCGUCUUCUGGAGAUGUUGGAGUCGUCCUUCUCUCGUAAGAUGAGUAGUCCUCAGGACUCCUGGUACAUCUCCCUCAGCAAGCCCACACGCACCGACCACCAGCUACUCAUGACCCUGGCCAGCCAAGAUGAUGUCAUCCCCACCAAGGAUGUCCUCUCCAUGCUGGGAGAGAUCCGCAGAGGACUACGAGAGAUUGGCAUUCAGAACUACAGCAGCGCGUCGAGCUGCCAUGCGCGGCCCAGCCAAACGCGUAGCGACUACGGGAAGCUGUUUGUGGUCCUGGUCAUCAUCGGCUCCGUGUGUGUGGUCAUCAUCGCCUCUGGACUCAUCUACAUCUGCUGGCAACGCCGCCUUCCCAAGAUGAAGAACAUGUCACGUGGGGAAGAGCUCCAUUUUGUGGAGAACGGCUGCCAUGACAACCCAACCCUGGAUGUGACCAGCGACAGCCAAUCAGAACUGCAGGAGAAGAAGUCAAGCGCCAAUGGGGUGCCGGUCGGGGGAGGAGGAAGUGGGGGCUGGCAGAUCCUGGUCAACAAAAAUGGCAAAGAGGAGCCAGAGAACAUGGAGGAGGAUACCCACCUCUAACCUGGCAGCCACCCAGACAAGACGCACUACUACAGGCAUGGAGAGAGAGGUCAGACCCUGCCCCCCUU